Molecule: messenger RNA, 918 nt
Organism: Theobroma cacao (cacao)
Lineage: Eukaryota; Viridiplantae; Streptophyta; Magnoliopsida; Malvales; Malvaceae
Source: RefSeq, a predicted model, not a curated record
CUACCUUCAAUAAAUGUACUGUCUGAUCCACAAACAUGUGUCUGGUGUUUUCUAACCUUGUAUUCAUUUGAUUAUUUUUUACCCCACUUUCGAAAUCCACAGUUUAUAUAUUGUCCCCCAUUGCCAGGCUCUAGCUCCUUGCUCAAACCUGUCAAACAUUAGCAAUCCCUAUAAACCCCACCUACCAUUCCUAGUGCCACUGCCAUUAGCCCAAAAAGGAAAGGACCAAAAGAAAAGGGGAAAAAUGAACGGGUAUUCCAAGAUGAAAGCUGUUGGCAAUGGAAGUUCAAGAUCCAUGGACUCUUCAGAUCUCAUGCCACUGCCUCAAACCCCAAAACCCAUUUCUAGUAUCACCCCAAACCACACGGAGAAGAACCAAGAAAUCAACCAGGUGGUCAUCAAGAACUCAAACCCCAUCACCACCCAACAAGAUUCAUCAGAGCAAGAAGAUGAGCAAGAAGGCAAUAAUGAGGAGAUGUUCGGUCCCAAAUUGAGAAGAAACAGCUCUGUGUCUUCUUCUUAUGCACUCCAAGCUGCUGUGAAGAGAGCAUUCUCCAUGAGAAGAUCUUCUUCUGUCUCCGAAAGGUACUGCAGGAUCCACGACCAGUCUGUGACUUUAGCCUCACCCUUUGAUGAUGAAGAAUUGGACACAACUGGAACAAGAAGAUCCGCAAAGAAGAAGAAGAACAGCAGAGGCAAGAUCCUUAAAGCAUGGAAGAAACUUUUUGGACUGUAGUGUCUUUUAUCUACUACUAUAUUUUACUUAGUUCUUCGAAUCUGCUUUGCUCUUUUUCUCACAGAGAAUCAGCCACCCAGAAGCUCUGCUGUCUUGUUAAACUCCUCCAUUGUUGGAUGCUUUUAUCUUUUCUUUGUUUCUCCUCACUUCCAUUAUAAGGCUACAAUCUUCCUUUAUUGCCA